Messenger RNA from Gasterosteus aculeatus aculeatus (three-spined stickleback), 491 nucleotides. NCBI's taxonomy places the organism in Eukaryota, Metazoa, Chordata, Actinopteri, Perciformes, Gasterosteidae. The record is from RefSeq and is a predicted model, not a curated record.
AGUCAGUUUGUCCACAUUGAGAACAAUGACCUCCAGCAGGUGGGAGAUGUGACGCGCGGCUCCAGACGGACCGUCUACCAGCUUACUGACUCUUUAUGACGGAAAGUGGCAUCAAAGUCCUGGUGAGACCACGUCAGGUCAGCAGUUUCCUGGACGAUCUGCUGAUCCAGGAAGAACUGCUGGAACCGGUGGAGCCCAUCUACAUCAAUGGGGAGACCCAGGUUGCUAAGAGACGGGGAACCGACCUCCCUGUGGCCGUGGAGAUUCAGAAGCUUCGUCUGUACUGUGACCCUCAUCAGAGCGAGAGAGAAACGGCGUGUGAGAUCUACUCUGUGGACGAUGAAAGGUGUCCUCUGAAUCGAGCAGCCACCGCGGACGAAGAAGACUGGACCACAAGGGGAGCGUGGGGCGCCCGGUCCCAUGUAUGGGCACUAACUGCCCAACACGGCCGUCAGAGACGGAGCUCCCUAGAACUGUGCAGCAAGAAAUGA